ACCCCUCGGAGAAGACCAUUUUGUGUCAUGUUGACGAUGAAGGAGACGGCGACGACGGUGGUUAGGAGCUGCUGGCAACCAAAUAUGGAAUUUGCAGGUCCCCCCUAAAGUUAAAAUUUUCUGCUGGCAACUUGUUUCGUCUGUUUUACCCACACGUGAUGCGCUGCUGUCUAAACAUGUUCCAUGCAAUUUGUACUGCCAUAUGUGUGAACAAGAGCUGGAGACCGCAACUCAUUUGUUUGUGGACUGCCCGGUUGCUGCUGCUGUUUGGACACGUAUGGGGCUGCCACCAGUGAGUAAUCAAGUAGGAAUGACAAAGUAUGGAAGGGAAUUUCAUUCUCUAGCUCUAAUGUCACGAACAUGGCUCUAUCCUUCCUUAAGAACUGGAGAGGUGCAAACAUGCUGAAUGUGGGGAGAACUGAUGAUGCACAUGCAUUGUGUAGGUGGAAAUUACCAUCCCUUGGUCGAGUGAAGCUAAAUACUGACGCCGCUCUUGAUGUGGAAAAUAACGUGAUGGGACUAGGAUGGGUGUUACGGGAUGAUGGUGGAAGAUUUUUGGCUGCGAAAGGGUUAAGGGUGGAGGGUACGUAUGAGGUUAAAGUUGCAGAGGCGAUAUGUGUCAGGGAAGCCCUCAGUUGGUUGAAGGGGACAGGCAUGGGAGACGUGGAUGUUGAAAUGGACUCACAAUUGGUUUAUUAUGCUUUAUGUUCUAGUUCUUUUAAUUCUGCUUUUGGUUUUAUUGUUGACGAUGUUAAAGAAGUUGCAUCCACGAUUGAUGGUGUACACUUCUAUUUUGUUAAGCGAUCUGCGAAUCAUGCUGCCACACUGUUGCUAGGGAAGCCGUUUCUGUGUCAGGUUGCGGGGAAUGGUUUGAUAGCCCUCCCCUUUAUCUUGUUGGUUGCCUUGCUGCUGAUUUAAUGAAUUAAGUAUCU
Messenger RNA from Ipomoea triloba (trilobed morning glory), 932 nucleotides. RefSeq lists its product as uncharacterized. Gene Ontology annotation, molecular function: nucleic acid binding; RNA-DNA hybrid ribonuclease activity. The record is from RefSeq and is a predicted model, not a curated record. NCBI's taxonomy places the organism in Eukaryota, Viridiplantae, Streptophyta, Magnoliopsida, Solanales, Convolvulaceae. The coding region runs from base 361 to 918 and encodes 185 amino acids. The transcript is spliced from 2 exons.